Trichosurus vulpecula (common brushtail) is the source of this 2210-nucleotide messenger RNA. It is a transcript of the gene ELP4, whose product is annotated as elongator acetyltransferase complex subunit 4. The coding region runs from base 20 to 1327 and encodes 435 amino acids. The record is from RefSeq and is a predicted model, not a curated record. The transcript is spliced from 10 exons. Gene Ontology annotation, cellular component: cytoplasm; elongator holoenzyme complex; transcription elongation factor complex. Lineage: Eukaryota; Metazoa; Chordata; Mammalia; Diprotodontia; Phalangeridae. Gene Ontology annotation, biological process: tRNA wobble uridine modification.
AACAGCAGGGAGAAACAAGAUGGCGGCCUUGACAACCGGCGUCUGCGAUGCCGGGCAAGGGGGAGCCGGAGACCCGAGGGCGGCGAUGGCAGCGGCUGCAGGAGGCAACGAGAAGGACAGCGGCGGCGGCUGCAGCUUCCGCAGGAAGGGUCCCGCUCCCGGGAGCGGCGGCGGCGGCGCUCGGCUGCGCUCCAUUGCGGGGACGCGGCCGUCGGUGCGGAAUGGACAGCUGCUGGUGUCCGCCGGCCUCCCGGCCCUGGACCAGCUCUUAGGUGGUGGCUUAGCUGUUGGAACACUGCUUCUAAUCGAGGAGGACAAAUAUAAUAUUUAUUCCAAUUUGCUCUUCAAGUAUUUCUUGGCUGAGGGAAUAGUCUGUGGGCAUACUUUGUUAGUUGCCUCUGCUAAAGAAGACCCUGAUGACAUUUUACAGGAACUCCCUGAACCAUUACAUGAUGAUAAGUAUAGAAAAGAACUUGAUGGAAUAAGUAGUCAUAAAUCACAAGGAGAGCCAGAUACUUCCAUGAAGAUAGCCUGGCGUUAUCAAAACUUACCCAAAAUGGAGGCUGGCCCAGGAUCAUCUUCAAGAUUUGGUCACUAUUAUGAUGUGUCAAAAAGGAUGCCCCAAGAGAUAAUUCAGUCAGCAAAAAGGCACAGAUUUUUCCUUCCAGAAGAAAUUAUUACUUCAUCUCCUAAUAUAGAAUCCUGUGCUCUGACCCAUGGCUACACGAAGCUUCUUCACUUCAUCCAGAGAAUCAUAUCAGAGGAAGGAUUCGAUGGCUCUUGUCCCCAGAAAAAACAAAAAAACAUUUUAAGAAUUGGGAUUCCAAGUCUUGGCUCCCCUUUGUGGGGAGAUGAUGUCUGCUGUGCUGAUGCCCCUGAGCAUAUUCACAGUCUCACCAGAUUCCUAUAUGUUCUCCGUGGUCUUCUCAGAAUGUCUCUGUCAGCCUGUGUCAUUACAGUGCCGUCACAUCUAAUUCAGAAUAAAGCAAUUACUGCACGUGUCAGAAACUUGUCGGAUACAGUAGUUGGUCUUGAAUCAUUUCUUGGUUCUGAGAGAGAAGCCGAUUCUCUAUAUAAGGAUUUCCAUGGUUUGAUUCACAUACACCAGAUCCCCCGGCUCAAUAGCCUGAUUGGCGAUGUGUCCGACACGAAGGACCUUGCUUUCAAACUCCAAAGGAAGGUCUUCACCAUUGAGCGACUGCACUUGCCUCCAGACUUGUCAGACACAGUGAGCCGCUCCAGCAAACGGGAUCUGGUGGAAUCCGCCAAACAGCUGAGCCUGGGAUGUGGCGUGAUGGCCGGAGGCAAAGAGCGCCUGGACUUCUAGGGAUUGCUACUCAGUGGCCUCUCUCAGACUCCUGUGACACCCUCUUUAUACCCUCUUUGGGGUUACCCAUGGCUUAUGUGAAUAUUUUCCUUAAUGAUUUAACCCAACAAUCUUAAAUAUUCAUAAAGGAUUUUUAAAAUGGUGCCUGUUUUCUUCCUUAUGUAUUUUUUUAAUCAUGGUUUUGUUUUUUCUAGAAAACUGUAACUUAAAUAUUUCUCCAUUUUCAAAGCUAUGAUUUAAACAAUGAAAAAUACCUUCAUCCUUAUCGUUGAGAGGUGGGGAACUGCUAGGGCAGAAUGUAGUAUACAUUAGCAGAUGCAGCCACUGUUUGGGAUGGUUUCACUUGUUUUUCUUUUUUGCAAAUUAGGGCCAAAUUUAGAAGAGGAAGAUGCUUUCAGAAAUAACUGUAAUGUAAAAGCAGAGGGCAUCAGUAUGAUAUUUUUGUAUUUAAAAAGUCAUAUAUUAUAUUCUCAGUUGGAAUAAUAUUUUAUUUUAUAAAUUAACACAAACUCAACAUCAAAAAAAAGGUCAUGCUGUUCUACAGUGGACAAUGGUGCGCUUAGAUAUUUUUAAUCUAUGUAAAAAAUAGUAACAGGUAGUAUUUGGAAACUUUGUGAGGUUCAAAAAAGGUGUUCAUUUUAACUGAGGAUCGUAAUUACCCGUUAUUUCUGAAAAUACCAUUCUCCAAUGAAAAUAUUAUAGUUCGGGCAGAGCAAGACAUGACAAAUUAAUUUUGCAGAUGUAUAAAGACUAUAUUGAAGUGUACUCGCAUGUCAUAUGCAUUUCUGUUAUGUAAAUUAUUAAAUUGACAAACAUAAUGUGAGGGUAUUGCUAUUGAAGAUAAUGCAUCUGCUUUGUUGGUUAAUAAAUGUAUCAAAACAAA